Messenger RNA from Lactuca virosa, 823 nucleotides. The record is from the annotation of a GenBank genome assembly. NCBI's taxonomy places the organism in Eukaryota, Viridiplantae, Streptophyta, Magnoliopsida, Asterales, Asteraceae.
UGUGAAUUCAUUUUCGUAGCCUCUUGUGUGUUCAUUAAUAGUGAUGAGGGCAAGUUGGAUCUGUAGCUUUUUCUAUGGCUUCUUUCUCAUCUUCUCAUCCAUGCUACUCAACUCAUAAUUUUCCUACAUCGAUCAAAUCUAUCAACCACAUGGACCAACAAAGAAUCUUCUCUCCCUUCAAUGGGAUUCGCAGAUGGCUCAAGGUCCAAAAGGAUUGGGGUCAUCCUUGAAGAACACAACUUUUCUUGUGGCUUCUUCUGUAAAGGAAGCUGCAAAUCUUACCUCUUUGCCAUUCUUCUCAAUCAAUAUGAUCUGGUGGUUGUUUGGUCAGCCAACCGAGACAAUCCAGUCAACGAAGGCGCAAUCCUGAAUUGCACUGCAGCAGGAGAAUUGGUGUUACAAACACAACCCGGAAAUCUUCGGUUCACAACGCCUUCUAGUAUAUGAAUUCAUGAGUAACGGAUCACUAGACCAAUGGAAGAUUAUUCUUGAUACUGCUAAAAAUCAUCCACUUCGAUAUAAAACCACAGAACAUACUCUUAGAUGAGGAUUUCAAUGCAAAAUUAUCUGAUUUUGGGUUGCUUAAGCUCGUGGAUAGAGAUCAAAGCCAAGUGAUAACUACAAUGAGCGGAACCCUGGCUAUCUGGCCCAGAAUGGUUGGGCUCAAUUAUCAACGAAAAAGGUGGAACCUUGAGGUCGAAUAUUACCUUGUUGUUUGAAUAUUUUGUAAUUAUCUGACAUUUAUCUCAAUAUGGUACUUGAAAUACGUGCUUUUAAGCUCGUUACACUCAUUUUGUAGCACUAAACUGAAGGAAACAUGGAA